This is a messenger RNA of Passer montanus (Eurasian tree sparrow), 7587 nucleotides long. RefSeq names its product patched 1 (gene PTCH1). The transcript is spliced from 24 exons. The record is from RefSeq and is a predicted model, not a curated record. Gene Ontology annotation, cellular component: plasma membrane. Gene Ontology annotation, biological process: smoothened signaling pathway. Gene Ontology annotation, molecular function: hedgehog receptor activity; smoothened binding; hedgehog family protein binding. Bases 64 to 4395 code for a protein of 1443 amino acids. NCBI's taxonomy places the organism in Eukaryota, Metazoa, Chordata, Aves, Passeriformes, Passeridae.
GGGCCCCGGGCCCCGCCGCGGCAGCGCCAGCGGCAGCUCUCCCGUCCCGCCGGCGGCGGCAACAUGGCCUCGGCCGGUAACGCCUCGGAGCCGGAGACCAGCAGCAGCGCGGGCGGCGGAGGCCACCCCGGCCGGGCGCCGAGAAACGGCGGCGGGAGGCGGCGAAGGACUGGAGGGAAUCGGCGCGCCGCGGUGCCCGACCGGGAGUAUCUGCAGCGACCAAGCUACUGCGAUGCGGCUUUCGCCUUGGAGCAGAUUUCAAAGGGGAAGGCGACGGGACGGAAAGCGCCGCUGUGGCUGCGAGCAAAGUUUCAGAGACUGUUGUUUAAACUGGGCUGUUACAUUCAGAAAAACUGCGGGAAGUUUUUGGUUGUCGGCCUCCUGAUAUUUGGGGCUUUCGCUGUAGGAUUAAGGGCAGCUAACCUCGAGACCAACGUGGAGGAGCUGUGGGUGGAAGUUGGUGGACGAGUGAGUCAGGAGUUAAAUUACACACGGCAGAAGAUUGGAGAAGAGGCCAUGUUCAACCCCCAGCUCAUGAUCCAGACUCCACAGGAAGAUGGUGCUAAUGUACUAACAACAGAAGCACUCCGACAGCACCUUGAGUCUGCACUUCAGGCCAGCAGAGUACAUGUCUAUAUGUACAACAGACAGUGGAAAUUGGAACAUUUGUGUUACAAAUCAGGAGAACUCAUCACAGAAGCAGGUUACAUGGACCAGAUCAUAGAAUAUCUUUAUCCUUGCUUAAUUAUCACUCCUUUGGACUGCUUCUGGGAGGGAGCAAAGCUACAGUCAGGAACUGCCUAUCUAUUAGGGAAGCCUCCUUUGCAGUGGAUCAACUUUGACCCCUUAGAAUUCUUGGAAGAGUUAAAGAAAAUAAACUACCAAGUGGAGAGCUGGGAAGAAAUGCUGAAUAAAGCGGAGGUUGGUCAUGGUUAUAUGGAUCGACCCUGCCUGAAUCCUGCUGAUCCCGAUUGCCCAAUCACAGCUCCCAAUAAAAAUUCCACCAAACCUCUUGAUGUAGCCCUUGUUUUGAGUGGUGGAUGCUAUGGACUAUCAAGAAAAUACAUGCAUUGGCAGGAGGAGCUGAUUAUAGGUGGUACAGUCAAGAACAGUUCGGGUAAACUUGUCAGUGCCCAGGCUUUGCAAACCAUGUUUCAGUUAAUGACCCCUAAGCAAAUGUAUGAGCAUUUCAAGGGGUAUGAAUAUGUUUCACAUAUCAAUUGGAACGAGGACAAGGCAGCAGCAAUUCUGGAAGCCUGGCAGAGGAUGUAUGUUGAGGUUGUUCAUCAAAGUGUUGCACAAAACUCUACUCAGAAGGUGCUUUCCUUCACUACGACCACCCUGGAUGACAUCUUGAAGUCAUUCUCUGAUGUCAGUGCUAUCCGAGUAGCCAGUGGCUACUUACUAAUGCUUGCCUAUGCGUGUUUAACGAUGCUGCGGUGGGACUGUGCCAAGUCUCAGGGUGCUGUGGGGCUGGCAGGAGUCUUGUUGGUUGCACUCUCUGUGGCUGCAGGAUUGGGCCUGUGCUCGUUGAUUGGAAUUUCCUUUAAUGCUGCCACAACUCAGGUUUUGCCUUUUCUUGCUCUUGGAGUUGGUGUAGAUGAUGUUUUCCUUCUGGCACAUGCAUUUAGUGAAACAGGACAGAAUAAGAGAAUUCCAUUUGAGGACAGAACAGGUGAAUGUCUGAAGCGAACAGGAGCCAGUGUAGCCCUUACAUCUAUCAGCAAUGUUACUGCUUUCUUUAUGGCUGCCUUAAUUCCAAUUCCAGCUUUAAGAGCAUUUUCACUCCAAGCAGCAGUUGUGGUGGUGUUCAAUUUUGCUAUGGUUCUGCUGAUUUUCCCUGCUAUCCUGAGCAUGGACCUUUAUCGUCGGGAAGACAGGAGACUGGACAUAUUUUGCUGUUUUACAAGCCCGUGUGUCACUAGAGUGAUUCAGGUUGAGCCUCAAGCGUAUGUGGAAAAUGACAAUACUUGCUACAGUCCUCCACCCCCAUACAGCAGCCACAGUUUUGCGCACGAAACUCAGAUUACAAUGCAGUCCACAGUGCAGCUGCGUACAGAAUAUGAUCCUCACACGCAGGUGUACUACACCACAGCAGAGCCUCGCUCAGAAAUAUCUGUUCAGCCAGUGACAGUGACACAAGAUAACCUGAGCUGCCAGAGCCCAGAAAGCACAAGUUCGACGAGGGAUUUACUUUCCCAAUUCUCAGACUCCAGUAUACAUUGCCUUGAGCAACCCUGUACAAAGUGGACGCUCUCAUCUUUUGCAGAAAAGCAUUAUGCUCCAUUCCUCCUAAAACCAAAAGCUAAGAUUGUGGUUAUUUUUCUUUUUCUGGGUUUACUUGGGCUCAGCCUUUAUGGAACUACCCGGGUGAGAGAUGGACUAGAUCUCACAGACAUUGUACCACGGGAAACACGGGAAUAUGACUUUAUUGCUGCACAGUUCAAGUACUUUUCAUUCUACAACAUGUAUAUUGUGACUCAGAAAGCAGACUAUCCAAAUGUCCAGCACUUACUGUACGAACUUCACAGAAGUUUCAGCAAUGUGGCAUAUGUUUUGUUGGAAGAGGAUAGGCAGCUCCCCAAAAUGUGGUUGCACUACUUUCGAGACUGGCUGCAAGGACUUCAGGAUGCAUUUGACAGUGACUGGGAAACUGGGAAGAUCACUUACAACAGCUAUAAAAAUGGUUCUGAUGAUGCUGUUUUGGCUUACAAACUCUUGGUACAAACAGGCAACCAAGCAAAACCCAUUGACAUCAGCCAGUUGACUAAACAGCGUCUGGUGGAUGCGGAUGGAAUCAUUAACCCAAAUGCUUUCUACAUCUACCUGACAGCCUGGGUUAGCAAUGACCCUGUGGCGUAUGCUGCCUCGCAAGCCAACAUCCGCCCGCACCGCCCAGAGUGGGUCCAUGACAAAGCAGACUACAUGCCAGAAACACGGCUGAGGAUUCCAGCAGCCGAGCCGAUAGAAUAUGCUCAGUUUCCUUUCUACCUCAAUGGAUUGCGUGAAACUUCUGACUUUGUGGAGGCUAUCGAGAAAGUGAGAGCUAUCUGUAAUAACUACAGCAGCUUGGGGAUCUCCAGCUACCCUAAUGGUUACCCAUUUCUCUUCUGGGAGCAGUACAUUGGACUUCGUCACUGGCUCCUCUUAUCCAUUAGUGUGGUUUUAGCUUGCACGUUUCUGGUGUGUGCCCUCUUCCUCCUAAACCCCUGGACAGCUGGGAUCAUUGUGGUGGUGCUGGCGCUGAUGACUGUGGAGCUGUUUGGCAUGAUGGGUCUGAUUGGAAUAAAGCUGAGUGCAGUGCCUGUGGUUAUCCUGAUUGCUUCUGUUGGCAUUGGUGUGGAAUUCACUGUUCAUGUCGCUUUGGCGUUUUUAACUGCCAUAGGAGACAGGAACCAUAGGGCUGUUCUUGCAUUGGAACACAUGUUUGCACCAGUGCUGGAUGGGGCCGUGUCCACUCUGCUUGGGGUGUUAAUGCUUGCAGGAUCAGAGUUUGAUUUUAUUGUCAGGUAUUUCUUUGCUGUUUUGGCAAUCCUAACCAUUCUGGGAGUUCUCAAUGGAUUGGUGCUGCUUCCUGUUCUUCUCUCAUUCUUUGGACCAUACCCUGAGGUUUCUCCAGCUAAUGGACAGGACAGAUUGCCCACACCAUCUCCUGAGCCACCCCCUGGUACUGUGAGGUUUGCACUGCCACCUGGCCAUACAAAUAAUGCUUCAGAUUCCUCUGAUUCUGAGUACAGCUCUCAAACCACAGUGUCUGGCAUCAGUGAAGAGCUGCAUCAGUACGAGGCCACACAAGGUCCUGGGGCACCAGUCCAUCAAGUAAUAGUGGAAGCAACGGAGAAUCCUCUCUUUGCAAGGUCUACUGUGGUUCAGCCAGAAGCAAGGCAUCAGCCAAGCCCUCGGCUGCAGCCAAAUCCAGAGCCCAGUGUGCAGCAGCCGUGGCAUCAGGGCAGACAGCCCAAAAGGGAAGCGAGGGAAGGGCCGCGACCACCUCCUUACCGCCCUCGCAGGGACGCUUUUGAAAUUUCUACUGAAGGGCAGCCGGCACCCAGCAGCAGCAGGGAUCGCUUGGGCCACAAGGCUCGCUCCCACAGCGUGAGGAGCCCGGCAUUUGGGGCUGCAGGUGCAGCAGGAGCAGCUUACUGCCAGCCCAUCACUACUGUGACUGCCUCAGCCUCAGUCACUGUCGCUGUCCACCCUGCCCUGCACAGCCACAGCUCUCGGGGAGCGAGCUUUCCAUCCUACGAGGGACACCACGAAGCCGGCCAUGCGCCAUUUGAGGACCCCCACGUGCCUUUCAAUGUGCGGUGUGAAAGAAGAAAUUCUAAAGUGGAAGUUAUAGAACUGCAAGAUGUUGAAUGUGAGGAAAGGAUACCUGGCAACAGCUCACAAUAAGGGUAAUAACUGAAGCAAAGAAGAGGCCAAAGAUGGAAAACUAUAUUCCAGAACUGCUUGAAGAGAAGAACUGCUUGAAGUUGUAGAAAAGGACAUGCUGCAUCAGGACAACAGUUCACUGUUACUGUAACCUAUUGUAUUAUUUUGUUAAAUAUUUCUUUUAAGUAUUUAAAAGAUGUACACAUAUGUAAUAUACAAAAGAAUGAUGUAAAGUAGUAUAGUCUGGAGUAAUUUGCCUUUGGGCAAUAGAAUGGGGACAAUAUUGUGUGCUCUUUGUACUUUUUGUACAUUGAUGUCUGUGCCACAACUAAGCUUAAUCUAGUUCUGAAUUUCAGCAUAAGUUGCUGCUGCUUAAAUAUUUUAUAAUUUACUUGUAUAAUUCUAUGCAAAUAUUGCUUAUGUAAUAGGAUUUUUUAAAAGGUACAUGUCUGUUUAAAAUAUUUUAAAUUUGUGUAUCACAACCCUGUGGUAGUAUGAAAUGUUACUGUUAACUUUCAAACACGCUAUGCGUGGUAAUUUUUAAAAUAAGCAAAUAUGAAGAAAAGCAAGUUAAUCUGGGAGGCUUAAAUAGACUUAGCUAUGUGCAGGUUUUGUUUUGCUGUAUGCAUCCAAGUGUGCACCUGGAAAUAUGUGUGCUUUUGUGUGCAUGUUCCUGGUGUACUCUAGUUUCUCUUUUACUGUAUGUUAACACUUGGUGGGCUUACAAACCCACUGAUGCUGAUGUGAGUCUGGCUUUCCCUGUUAGUAGGCACUAGUGAAAACUCUGUUGUUGUUUACCAAUAUAUACAACAAUAGAUUGUUGCCAUCAUCAAAGGCCCAACUAAAAUACUAGAGAAGACAGGGAGUUGAGGUUUAGAAUUAUGUUUCAGUUCCCAAAUCCUUAAUGACCUGUUUCACAUGACUUUAGUCAAGUCACUUAACUACCCGAUGCCUCAGUUUUUCAUCCUGUAAAAUGGUUAUAAUUACACUUACCUACCUCCCAGGAAUGUUGUGAGACUUAGUUACAGUCCAUGUAGUGCUUUGAGGUUUUUUUCCCCUCACAAAAUAUGCCAGGUAAGUGCAAGCACUAUAACCAUUAUUUUUUCACUUCCAAAGGUGCUGGGUAUUGACGGGUGCUGGUGGUUAUAGAAAUACAAUGAGCAUCUGCCUUACUUUGAUACUGUUAAUUUGGAGUGGCUGGAUAAUGGAUUGUUUAAUGGUCAGCCACAGCUUAGCUGAGUCAUUACAGCAUUGAAAGCAGUAUCUUUGGUCACCUUAUUUUCAUGGCAGGAAGGAAUUAAUAGUAAGUAAUAAAAAUCAAAUGGAAGGAUUAAAAAAAAAAGUAUAUUCACUUUUAAAUAUAAAUGGCUUUCUGGUGGGCCGGGAUGGUAAUGACACUUAAAGCCUGGAUAGUUCUUUUCUUUAUUGUUUGUGUUUUCCCAUGCUGCAUUGGCACUUUUAAUUAUAACAGCUAAACUGGGAUCUCUUUGCGAAACUAAUUUAGCUUUUUGUACUAUUGUUUUUAAACUAAAAGGGGAUUGUUGCAGGUGAAGGGUCUGGAAAAACACUGCAAUCUGUGUUCUAGUUGGAAACAAACCGUAGGAACAAAGAACCUUAAUUUAAAAUAAUGCAACACAAGUUUUCAUUAUCUCUGUCUUCUUUUUUUAAUCUUUUUUCUGCCCUUCACCAAGCUGUUUUUUUAGAGCAGGUAGAUGUUCACUUUUGUAUUCAGAGCCAAACACAACGAAUAUUCAGUUUCUAAAUACAGCAGUGGUGGGGCUUUUCUUUAUGUAUACCUGAACAGCAGUGGCCAAUUCUUUGAUGGGAAAGUGUUUUUCUCCAGUGGCUUCAGGGAGUCUAUCUUUGCCUACAGACCUUGCCAGCAAAACAAAUGGGGAUAAUUAGAAUGCACAAAUUUCCAUGCCUUUUUUGCUCACUUGAAAACACUUUGAUAUGAGGCACUUGUUUACAGAUCUCCAAUGUGAACGCUCGAAGAGCAGGUGGCGAGAGCCUGGUGUCAUUCCCGUGAUACAUAAGCUACUGUUUCAGUGCACACCAAGGGUUAAUGUCACAACUGCCUACUGGUCCAGUUCACUGUCUAACAUGAAAACUCUUGAUGACAAAAAGAUGAGGGGCCUCAAUUUAGCACUAGCAGCAUAGUGACCUCAGAUCAUACACACUCUGCAACAAAACUUCAUGAUACUAAUUGGAAGCCACCUUCUACCACCAAGCUUGUGCGCUCACGUGCCAGAGAUUGGCAGGGCUCCCGCUGGCACCACUCUGUGCCACAGGCUGCCUUGCUUCCUGCUCUUCCUUGGAGGGAAAGGGCCCAGGGCAAGCUGCAGUGUCUCCCACCUGCUCCUGCCCGAGUCUUCUUGCAUGCUUGUGUGUGGGUGAGCUGUCUGCUGCUUUGUGCACAAUGUAGACCUUCUUCUUCGAUAGUCACAUUGGCAAGGGGAGAACUCAGUGGCUGGCAACAUUUAUUUUGUUUUGGUUUCGUUUCUUAACUUUUUUAAUCAUGUGUGAUAUUUAUAUUUUUGUAUCAUAAGAAUGUUUUUCUUACAGUAUUUGUCAUGCCAGUUUAUAACAAACAAAAUGCAGGGAUUUUAUUUCUAUUGGAAACACUAUUACAGUUAUGUUUUUACUGUUUAAUGGAUUUUUAUUUGUAUAGAGUGCUUACUAAUGUUAAAUAGGAAAGAGUAUAUAACAUUUACAUUAUGGACUUGUUGUAGCUUUUAGUGUAAGGAGUUAAAAGGAAAAAAAAUAUUCAAACUGGGUCUCAUUGUCUGCCUGUUUGGUAGGAAUGGGUUUGUGUCAUUUCAGUUACAAAGAUAAAAUUAUGCCAUAUAAUUUAUUUAUAUGAAAAUUUAUUUUUGUAGUGUACAUAGUAGUCAUCGAGUCUUUUGACAGAAGUAUAUUUUUAAAGAGUUUAUAUGUAAUGAUGAUACCAUUAUGUUUUGGAACACUGCUGAGAUACAAUUACAGUGCACACUUUUCCUUGUAAACCCCCUGGAGAAAAAAAAGUGUUUUACAGUGUUAAGAGAGAAAGAGAGUGUGAAUAUUCAUACAAUUCUGAACUGUAUUUUAGUUACCAUUUGUGAUCUAGCGUGGUUCUCAUUUUAAGCUUCGAAUGGAAAUUGUACAAACUCUCUAAAUAUUAAUGUUCAAACACUGAUAGAAAUUCUAACAUAAAUAAAAAAAUAUUAUAACUUA